Cladocopium goreaui is the source of this 492-nucleotide messenger RNA. NCBI's taxonomy places the organism in Eukaryota, Dinophyceae, Suessiales, Symbiodiniaceae. The record is from the annotation of a GenBank genome assembly.
AUGCGAGAAAAACCGGCUGUGACUUCCAAUGUGAAUGCGCAACACAUGGAAAAGUCUCCAACUGGCAGCCGGCCAAGCCCAUCCGGAGACUGGCCAGUCCUGUCUCCCACAGAUGAGACGAACGCUGCAGAGGAAGCACCUGUCAAAAUCUCCGCACCCACGGUGCAGUUUUCUGCAUACGUUUAUGUAGCUGACGAAGAGGAGGGCAUUGCUCAUUUGGACAUCAUCCGACUAGGAGACCAGUCCCGGCCCUCACAGGUGAGCUGGAGAACCAAGGAUGGAGCUGGAAAGGCAGGCGAGACAUACGAGCAGGCCAGUGGCACUGUGUACUUUGGUGUUGGAGAUGGAGUGGAGCCGAUCUCAGUAAAACUGCUGGGCAACGAUGACUGGAGUGCGAUCCUAGAUUUUCAAGUGGAACUUGUCGCAGACUCUGCAGUGUGGCCCGCCAGCAUUAGCGAAGUUACACCGUCUUUUUUGGCGCAUAAAGAUUAA